Molecule: messenger RNA, 1649 nt
Organism: Cygnus atratus (black swan)
Lineage: Eukaryota; Metazoa; Chordata; Aves; Anseriformes; Anatidae
Gene: MATN3
Product: matrilin 3
Exons: 8
Coding region: 1-1374 (457 amino acids)
Molecular function (GO): calcium ion binding
Source: RefSeq, a predicted model, not a curated record
AUGCGGCGGCCGCUCGGCAUCCUCGGCUGCUGCCCGGUUCUUCUCCUGCUCCUCCUGCUGCUCCUGCAGCCCGGGGCACGGAGCGUCCCGCACCGCCUCCGCCGGCAGCCGCUGGGCAGCGGCUUCUCCGGGAGCCACGGCGCGGCAGACUCUGCUUGCAAGAACCGGCCCCUUGACCUUGUCUUCAUCAUAGACAGCUCCCGUAGUGUCCGACCUGAAGAGUUUGAGAAAGUGAAAGUCUUUCUGUCAAAAAUGAUUGACACUCUGGAUGUUGGUGAAAGAACAACCCGCGUGGCAGUCAUGAAUUACGCCAGCACUGUCAAGGUAGAGUUUCCCCUCCGGACCUACUUUGAUAAAGCCUCUAUGAAGGAGGCCAUCUCUCACAUUCAGCCUUUGUCUGCUGGCACAAUGACUGGCCUUGCCAUCCAAACUGCCAUGGAUGAAGUCUUCACUGAGGAGAUGGGUACCCGGCCAGCAAACUUCAAUAUCCCCAAGGUGGUCAUUGUUGUGACAGAUGGACGGCCACAAGACCAGGUUCAAGACGUGGCAGCGAGCGCCCGGACAGCUGGCAUUGAGAUCUACGCAGUUGGGGUAGAUCGUGCCGACAUGCAGUCCCUGAGGGUGAUGGCCAGCGAGCCACUGGAUGAACACGUCUUUUAUGUGGAGACCUAUGGUGUGAUCGAAAAGCUGACAUCCAAGUUCAGAGAGACUUUCUGUGCUGCGAAUACAUGUGCGCUUGGGACCCAUGACUGUGAGCAGGUCUGCGUGAGUAAUGGUGGAUCCUACCUCUGUGAUUGCUUUGAAGGCUACACGCUGAAUCCAGAUAAGAGAACUUGCUCAGUUGUGGAUGUGUGUGCACCUGGGAAGCAUGAAUGUGAUCAGAUCUGCGUGAGUAACAACGGGUCCUAUGUCUGUGAAUGCUACGAAGGCUACACCCUGAACCCAGAUAAAAAGACUUGCUCAGCCAUCGACUUGUGUGCACCUGGGAGGCAUGACUGUGCACAAGUCUGUCGGCAAACUGAUGGAUCCUACAGCUGCGACUGCUUUGAAGGAUUCACUCUGAAUCCAGAUAAGAAGACUUGCUCAGCUGUCGACAUGUGUGCACCUGGAAGGCAUGACUGCGAGCAGGUCUGUGUGAGAGACGAUCUCUUCUAUACCUGUGACUGCUAUCAGGGCUACACCCUGAACCCAGACAAGAAGACGUGCUCAAGAGCCUCAACAAGCAGUCUUGUAACAACUGAGGAGGCCUGUAAGUGUGAAGCCAUAGCUGCACUGCAGGACUCGGUCACUUCACGCCUCCAAGCUCUGUCCACAAAACUAGACGAAGUGUCUGAGAAGCUGCAAGCAUAUCAAGAGAGACAGCAGGUUGUCUGAGCUACCAUUCUACUUAGAUAGAUCCCAAAAUAAUAUUUCAGAAGCAGUUAUUUUUUAUUGUGUUCAGCAAGCUUUAUUUUGUUGCACAGCUUACAGAACAGCAUUUGGUUUGUUAUUAUUUACAAGUGUCAAGAAGACUUCAGGAAGACAACCCUCUUGAAAAUAUAACCUGAGGAUCUUCAUGUACAGUCACUUUGUAACCAUAAAGCUACCUAUACCUGCUGUGCUUUGGUCUGUACUGCAAGUAGUACAGCAGGUACCGUUAUUCUGCAGUA